AUGAGCUCCCAGGGCUUUUCUUUUCCUCCUCCUCCACCUCCUCCGCCUGUCGUCCAGCAACAAGCCUACCCCUCUGCGCAUGGAAAUGGGCACUGGAAUGGCCGAGGAGCUGGAGGUGGUCGAGGUCGUGGUCGAGGCUAUGGAGCGCGCGGUCGUGGUGGCCAUUUUUCAGCGGAUGCUACUCGACCUUCGUAUCCUAACGUCGGGGGCUACAGCUCUACAACCGGAAAUUUUGCCUAUCCAACUCAACCCAUGCCGGCUGCGCCAUACAUGAAUCCCUCUCCAUAUCCUCAUGCGCAAACCACUUAUCAACCGCCUCCGAAUCCCUCUGCAUACCCUCCUCCUCACGCUUUUUCUCCGCCCGCUGGCUCGGCACCAUAUCAACCACUCACAGCGUAUAAUGGCCCAGCCAACCUUGCUCAUCCUCAAUAUCCUUCACAAUCUGCACCUACAUAUCCACCACCGGUCCCUCCUCCUCAACAUGGCUCGCCACCGAAUACCCCUGCUAUGAUGAAUAACAUGCACUGGGGCAACGAUACGCACUCCUCUUAUAGCGGUCCAUCAUCUGGAUAUGGUCAUGGUCAUGGACACCAACACGGACAUGGAUCUGGGCCUGGACGCGGACGGGGAUCCCACUCCCAUGGAAAUCAUGGGUCUAAACCACGAUACCCUAAUAAAAGAGAUCAUUCCUCUGCGUUCAACAAACCCACCUCUGCUCCGAAAGUGCCAGCACCGCCUGCAGUCCCAAGUUUCGGAAACCCUCUGCCUUGCAAACCACCUCCUGCAGCCGAUGCUACUCGCAAGCCGAAGAAGCGGAAGAGAAAGCAUAACCAGCUUGGUCUAACACCCAAGACUGAAGAGCAUGAAUCCAGUGAGGAAGAGGAAGAUGUGGACGAGGAGGCCAAACUGGCACCAGAUAGCGGACCAUUGCAAAUUAGUUACAAGGGACGUACCUCGACUCUACAGUCUUCGGCUGAUAUCGCUGCCUGGAUUGCAGAGCGCAAGAAGAAGUUCCCCACUCAAGCUCGCAUAGAAGAGAAGAAAAAGGCAGCAGAAGAGGCCAAAGCAGCACGAGACGCAGCACGAGAGGCUGCCCGCUUGGAGAGGGAGCAAGAAAGGGAAAAGGAAAAGGAAAAGAUUAAAACUGAGUCUGCUACUAAGCACAAGAACGACGCCUCAGUACAUGGAGAUACAGUUCUGGACGCCGCCAAGAAAGCCCAGCGCAAAGCGGAUAAGAUCCGUCGCACUCUUGCUAAGGCUGAGGCUGAAGCCGAGGCCGCUCGUUUGAAGGUUGAACAGCUGCAGAAACAAGUACAAGGUUUAAAGCAAGAUUCGCCAACUCCGUCUACUGAUCCCUCGAAUGAACCGGGACUUUCAGCCUCAUUAAAUGAGACAGUGGAUCCCGUCAAGGCGAAGGCUGAAUCCACGGAUACCCCGAGGGACCCGUCCAUCUCGGCAACUACUUCUCACCUGGGUGAUCUAACUGUGGGGGCUGAUGGGGACAGUGCGAUGGAUUUGAAUGUGAUGAAUGGCAAUGGAGAGGCUGACAGUAGUGACUGGACCUCAUCUAGUGGGUCAGAAAGCGCGGAGUCCGAUGAUGACUCUGCGCCGGAGGUAGUGAGUUCCCGGCGCGAGGGACCGGAAAGAGUGGCCCCGCCACCUCGAGAAGGGAAGAAGCCCGUAUGCCGUCACUUUGCACGUACAGGGCAGUGCAAUCGAGGCGAGAAAUGUAAAUUUUCCCAUGAGGUUUCUGAGCGGACCAAGAAGACCCCGGUUGAGCCCAAAGAGAAGAAGGGGCGCAAGGGAUUAUUCCAAGCAUUGCUUGAACAACAAAAAGCUGAAGAGGAUAAGCGAGCAAUGGAGGUCAUAUCCUGGUUGGGGCAAAAUGGUCUCCUUGAAGCGACCUCAAAUACUAACAUGAACGUGAACAUGAACGGUUGCCCCGCUGAAGAUCUUUAG
Molecule: messenger RNA, 1959 nt
Organism: Penicillium malachiteum
Lineage: Eukaryota; Fungi; Ascomycota; Eurotiomycetes; Eurotiales; Aspergillaceae
Product: CCCH zinc finger protein
Exons: 2
Coding region: 1-1959 (652 amino acids)
Biological process (GO): box C/D snoRNP assembly
Cellular component (GO): nucleus
Molecular function (GO): metal ion binding; RNA binding
Source: RefSeq, a predicted model, not a curated record